Peromyscus eremicus (cactus mouse) is the source of this 3416-nucleotide messenger RNA. It is a transcript of the gene Tbc1d24, whose product is annotated as TBC1 domain family member 24. The record is from RefSeq and is a predicted model, not a curated record. Bases 380 to 2050 code for a protein of 556 amino acids. The transcript has 9 exons. Lineage: Eukaryota; Metazoa; Chordata; Mammalia; Rodentia; Cricetidae.
CAGAAAGGCCAGCGCGGUCCAGCGCAGAGCUGGAGGGAGCGGUGCGGUGCGGGGCGCCGAGAUACAAGAGACAUCAGAGUGGUGUGGAUAUUUACCUAAACGCACUGAAGACAACUCCCGUGACGUUGUUGGAUGCUCUACCAUCCAGAUCAGGAAGAGGACAGAAGAGGAUGUUGGAUCCCUUAGAACUGGAGUUACAGACAGUUUUAAACUCCCUGAACUGGUUGCUGGGAAUUGAACUCAGGUCCUCUGGAAGAGAAGCUGUGUGGGAUGACUGACUGGUUGACGGAAAGCCCCCAAGGACGGGGCUGCAAGAUUUAGCUGCUCUUAGUUCCCUUCCUGGCAGCCUGGGAACUACCUCCCAGGCACCUCAGGCACCAUGGACUCCCCAGGGUACAACUGCUUUGUGGACAGGGACAAGAUGGACGCAUCCAUCCAGGACCUGGGGCCAAAGGAACUGAACUGCACAGAGCUGCAGGAGUUGAAGCAGCUGGCACGACAGGGCUACUGGGCUCAGAGCCACGCCCUGCGGGGGAAAGUGUACCAGCGCCUGAUCCGGGACAUCCCCUGCCGCACGGUCACACCUGACGCCAGCGUGUACAGUGAUAUUGUGGGCAAGAUUGUGGGCAAGCACAGCAGCAGUAGCUUGCCCUUGCCUGAGUUUGUGGACAACACUCAGGUGCCCACCUACUGCCUGAACACACGGGGUGAGGGGGCUGUGCGCAAGAUUCUCCUGUGUAUCGCCAAUCAGUUCCCCGACAUCUCCUUCUGCCCUGCCCUGCCUGCUGUGGUGGCCCUGCUGCUGCACUACAGCAUUGACGAGGCUGAGUGUUUUGAAAAGGCCUGCCGCAUCUUAGCUUGCAAUGACCCCAGCAAGAAGCUCAUUGACCAGAGCUUCCUGGCCUUCGAGUCCUCCUGCAUGACAUUUGGGGACCUGGUGAACAAGUACUGCCAGGCGGCCCACAAACUGAUGGUGGCUGUAUCAGAGGACGUCCUGCAGGUCUACUCUGACUGGCAGCGAUGGCUGUUUGGGGAGCUGCCCCUCAAUUAUUUUGCUCGUGUUUUUGAUGUCUUCCUUGUAGAAGGCUACAAGGUAUUGUACCGUGUCGCUCUGGCCAUCCUCAAGUUCUUCCACAAGGUGAGAGCAGGACAGCCCAUCGAGUCCGACAAUGUAAAGCAAGACAUCCGCAUAUUUGUCAAGGACAUUGCCAAGACAGUGUCCCCUGAGAAACUACUAGAGAAGGCUUUUGCCAUCCGCCUGUUUUCCCGAAAGGAGAUCCAGCUCUUGCAAAUGGCCAAUGAGAAAGCACUAAAGCAGAAGGGCAUUACUGUCAAACAGAAGAGGCAGUUUGUGCACUUGGCUGUCCAUGCAGAAAACUUCCGCUCAGAGAUCGUCAGCGUGAAGGAGAUGAGAGACAUCUGGUCCUGGAUCCCCGAGCGUUUUGCCCUCUGCCAACCCCUCUUACUUUUCUCCUCGCUGCAGCACGGGUACAGCCUAACCAGGUUCUAUUUCCAGUGUGAAGGACAUGAGCCUACCCUCCUGCUCAUCAAGACCACGCAAAAGGAGGUUUGUGGUGCCUACCUGUCAACAGACUGGAGCGAAAGAAAUAAGUUUGGAGGCAAACUGAGCUUCUUUGGAACCGGAGAAUGCUUUGUUUUUAGGCUGCAGCCAGAGGUGCAGCGUUACGAGUGGGUGGUCAUCAAGCAUCCAGAGCUGACUAGGCCGACAUCCUUCAAGUCCUCAGAGGCUGCAGCCACUCCUUCCCUCCUUAGCCACUCCAUCUCUUCAGACCCUGCUGAUCGGCUCUCACCUUUCCUGGCUGCCCGGCACUUCAACCUGCCCUCCAAGACUGAAUCCAUGUUCAUGGCUGGGGGCAAUGACUGCCUCAUCAUUGGGGGAGGAGGUGGCCAAGCACUCUACAUUGACGGGGAUCUGAACCGCGGCCGCACUGGACACUGCGACACCUUCAACAACCAACCCCUCUGCUCCGAGAACUUCCUCAUCUCAGCUGUGGAGGCCUGGGGCUUCCAAGACCCUGACACCCAGUGAUGGGUCUGCGUUGAUGGUGACUGAGCCACGUUGUGGAGUGAUGGGGCGGAGGCCAAGCUGCCUCUUGAGGGAGCAGGGAGUGAGUGAGACACCACCCCUAUGAAGCAGUCAGGCUUGGUGCGCAGUGGGGACGUCACUGUCACGAGCCAAGCCUGGCUGCUGCUUGGACUGGCUGCCCCUCUGCCUUGGACUUGUUAGGCUAGGACCCUGAACCCUCCUACUUCUGAGCUUGAGGGGCUGUUAUACUCCCAAUGCUGUCCAGUGUCUGCCCUCACCCAGGGUCCUGGCUCUGCGUGGAGGGGUCCUGUGCCCAAGAUUGCCCAGGCCUACCUUGCUCUGCCCCUGGGCCUCAGCCCUUUGUAGGGAAAGGGCAAAGGAAUCUUCUUGCCAAAUGUGGGUCUGUGGUGCCCCCUGCUGGUUCUUUGGCUCUGUAGCGCCUCAGGCCUCUGACCCUCUGAGGCUUCUCUGAGCUACAUUUGCUGCUCCAGGAUAGGAUGGGGAGGGCAGUAUUGUGCAGGGCUCUGCAGCUUCUCCUGUCCUAGAAGGAUGAGGGCUGGAGAGCUGUCUUUUGUCUUUGUGUGUCUGCAGAGCCGGAAGCUCUUGCUGCACCUCACUGCAAGUCCACACCUGAAGGUGGCCUCUGGAGAGACUUUCUUUGACCAACCUGGCCAGUCAGCUCCCUUUCCAGGGUUCUCCUCAGAGAUAACUGGGCUCAGUGAGGCUUUUGCCCUCCUGCUGUACAUCCCUGUAGCCCCCUCGAACUCCUGUAGUCUUGGUGACUCCUGUGUUUUCUUUCCUUGUCACUGUAGUGACUGAGGCCCAGGGUCACCCGAACCCUAGCAUGGCAUGCUUGUCUCAGUUCACCCUUCUGCCUUCCCCUCAGGCCUGUGGUUCCCUGUUCGCACAGCAUUUGAUAAACCAGUGUGACUUUCAGAUCCCUGUGCUGUCACGAUGGCUAGCCACAUGCCAUGUUUUCUGUGUGCUACCCCUUCUACCUUCCAGUCUCUGGAUGUCUGUGCUUCUUGAGCCCUGUACUGGCCUGGCACACAGGAGAUGCCAAGGGAAGUACCACCUCCGAGAGGACUGCAGCAAGCUCCAUUUCCCCAGGACCUUCCUCCCACCCUGUGACCUCCCUCAGCUGGUCCUGAGGGUCUAGGCACCACAGAGGAAGAGAGAAGAAGCAGUGGCCCAAAUGGCUGUGCUGGGGCCACAGAAGUCUGGAUCAUACGGACAGUUGCCCGGUUCCCCCAUGACUAUGUCUGCCAUGCCUCAUCAGCACUGGUUCCCACAUGACUGUGUCUGGCAUAUCUCAGUCAGCAUGUGUCACACCAAUGCUCGUCUCCGUGAUGAUACUCUUGCUGUGGGA